AUGGUGAGUGUACCGACAGUGGAAGCUCAAGUUUUUCUUCCUUGCAAAACAACAAAAGAUUGUGAGUACCUUCAUUGCUCGAGUGGGACAGGUCAAUGCAUAAAGAGUCAAUGCCAAUGUAGCGGCUCAUUGACUCGUAAACAUAAAAUCGACAACUUAAAACCAACAAAAUAUGCUCAGACGUGCAAGGUGACGAGUGAUUGCGAUCCUAGUAUGAAACCUUCUUGUGUCUCGGGAUCUGCAGAAGCGGACGAUACGUUUGGUAGCCUCCAGAUUGUUAACCACCUCAACGCCCAUCAUAUUUGCAGUUGCAACUAA
This is a messenger RNA of Eruca vesicaria subsp. sativa (arugula), 318 nucleotides long. The record is from the annotation of a GenBank genome assembly. Lineage: Eukaryota; Viridiplantae; Streptophyta; Magnoliopsida; Brassicales; Brassicaceae.